Trematosphaeria pertusa is the source of this 1788-nucleotide messenger RNA. Its product is annotated as peptidyl-prolyl cis-trans isomeras-like protein-like 2. Gene Ontology annotation, biological process: protein peptidyl-prolyl isomerization; protein folding; protein polyubiquitination. Bases 55 to 1737 code for a protein of 560 amino acids. The transcript has a single exon. NCBI's taxonomy places the organism in Eukaryota, Fungi, Ascomycota, Dothideomycetes, Pleosporales, Trematosphaeriaceae. Gene Ontology annotation, cellular component: catalytic step 2 spliceosome. Gene Ontology annotation, molecular function: ubiquitin-ubiquitin ligase activity; peptidyl-prolyl cis-trans isomerase activity. The record is from RefSeq and is a predicted model, not a curated record.
CUUUCCUGAACUCUCCUCCUUCAUCCCUACUUCCAUAGCCACCAGCUGAACAGCAUGGGAAAAGGCACGGACAAGCUCUACAUUACCCACUCUGAGUGGUCCUCCGCAGACUCCUUCGGAACGUCGCGCGGCGCAAACACGAGCAAAGCCUCCGCCGCCGGGCUCGCCUCAACCUUCAAACGCCUCCCCUUCAACUACUGCGCCGUCUCCCUCCAGCCCUUUACUGAUCCCGUAUGCACCUCCUCCGGUACGAUCUUCGACCUCACGCACAUUCUCACCUGGCUCUCGAAACACCCCGACACGAACCCCGUCGACGGCGCGCCGCUGAAACGAUCGGACCUUAUAACGCUCAACUUUACGAAGAAUGAAGAUGGCGAGUACGUGGAUCCGGUGACGUACAAGGUCUUCACGGAUAACACGCACAUCGUCGCGUUGCGGAAGAGCGGGAAUGUGUUUGCAUGGGACACGGUGGAGCGGUUGAACAUUAAGGCGAAGAACUGGCGGGAUCUGGUGUCGGAUGAGGAGUUCACGAGGAAGGACAUCAUCACACUGCAGGAUCCGCAGAACAUUGAGUCGCGGGACUUCAACUCGUACAAGCAUAUCAGGGAAGGCGAGGCGGUGAUACCAGGGUCUGAGAGCAGUGUGAACACUGAUGCGCUAGGAAAUGCGGGAAAGAUUCUGAAGGCGAAGGAGGCUGUCGCAAAAGCGCGAGCGGAUCGACAGGCCAAAGCGCAAGGCAAACCUACGACGAAGAACGCUGUAGCCACCGUGCCGAAGAACGGAACAGGCGCGAAGCCAGUCACCACGCAAGCCGCAAAGCCCGCAUACAAUGCCGCCGUUUACACCUCCGGAAAAGCAGCUGCGUCCUUCACCUCCACCGGCAUGACCCCACAUACCUCCGGCGAGCGCGCUGUCCUUUCCGACGAAGAUUACAUGCUAAAGCCAAAGCGCGUGAAGCAGAAAGGCUACGCACGGAUAUCGACCUCCCUCGGCGACCUCAACAUCGAGCUCCUCCCCGAAUUCGCACCGCGUGCGGUAUGGAACUUCGUCCAGCUGGCCAAGAAGGGAUACUACAACAACACAAUCUUCCACCGAAACAUCAAGGGCUUCAUGAUCCAAGGUGGCGAUCCCUCGGGCACCGGAAGAGGCGGACAAAGUAUAUGGGGCAAGCCUUUCAACGAUGAGUUUGACGGACCGAAUACACACAACACGCGGGGCAUCCUGUCUAUGGCGAACAAGGGCAAGAAUACGAAUACCUCGCAAUUCUUCAUCACAUACCGCCAAGUGCCACAUCUGGACCGGAAACACACCAUAUUCGCACGAGUAGUCGGCGGCCUGGACACCACACUGAAGGCGAUGGAGCUUGCCGAGACAGGCGAGAAAGACAGGCCAGUGGACGACAUUGAAAUCCUGGACAUAGUAGUCUUCGUCGACCCCUUCGAAGAAUGGCAGAGAGAGCGCACGGAGAAGGAGGCAAAGGAGCACGAGGAAGAGGAGAUACGGCGGCAAGGCGGAACUGCGGAUGACAAGACGACUUGGACGGGCAAGCGCAUACGCGCAGACGGGACUGUGGACGAGGGAAACGGGGAAGGCUUGGGUGUGGGGAAGUAUCUCAAGGCGGCGAGGCAGGAGAUGCACGACGACGAUGAGAUAGUAGGAUUUGUGGACGAGGAAGAAGUGAUGCCGGUCAAGAAGAAAGCCAAGACUGGCGGGUUUGGCAAUUUCGACGCCUGGUGAUGAUUUGCUGGCAUGAGCAUGGUUUUACAGAAAAAUGAUACCCAAAAUGAG